UCUUGGAACCCGACCCGCUUCUUCCCCUUGAUUCGUGAUCUUAGGGUUGGUUCUUGGUUUGGGCGCCGCUCGGGGCGGUUCAUCCGGCGCCUCGGACUGCGAUCCUUCCUCUCUUCUCUCACUCACGCCGUCGCGUUUUCUUGGCACUGCCUGGGACAACAUUGGUACCAACCGAAGUGCGGCCGAAUCGCUGCUGAAAUUUUUUGACUGUAGUUCUGUUGCUGGGAAGGGGUUUUACGGGAGGGAAUGCGGCUAAGGCGCGCGCGUUUUGGUGCAGCGGAGAUUGGAAUUCUUGGGGGGAGGGGCGCCGACCCGGAAUUGCGCGUUCUUGAUCCGGCUGCUCUCGCCCGUCGAGCGAUGAUGCGGCAGCCAUGGCCUUAUCCGAUUUCUUCUGGGUUCUUUUCGUCGGGAGAAAGUACUACGGGAGUAAUGGGGCCAGACAAAGGGAGCAGCAGCUUUUUACCAGUCUUCGGCAUCUACUGCAAACGGAUUGUUCGCCAGCAGUGCUUCUGCUUCUUUUUCGCUUUUCUGGGGCAGUAAAGGGGUAUAUGAUCGCUUUUGUUGGGAUUGUAAAAAAAAUAAAGGAGAAGAUCGGAAUCUUUCAACUGUUCUCAACUCAAAUGAUGGCUGCAAGAGCUUUCAGUUGCAAUUGUUCUCUUCCGUCAGUUCUGGUCCAGAAUUCUUCAACUUUCUUUAUCCCUUUAGCACAAAAGGAAAGAGAGAUGAUUUUCUUUUAUUUUCAUUUCUAUGUUCUUUGAGUUGAUGUUACGGCCUGUGCAAUUCCCGUGUGUAAUGCUACGAGUUUUGUUCCUUCUUCACCAGUUUAUAGCUUCAGUUUUAAUGACGCUUAAACUUGGUGAAGAUCAUUGUCAUGCUUCCCGUGUGCAGCCUUUUCAUAUGAGGUCAUCCGCAGCUGAACGUUUAAUGGGUCGUUUUUGCUGAGAUGCUCAUGAUAUGAUUUUUGUGAUAGUCAGUUGGACGCCCAAUCAUGGUUAGGAUUGGAUUUCGAGGCUUAUCUAUUAAUGAUCUGUAGUCAGCCAGAGAAUAUUGGUGAAGCAAUAACUUGAUAUUGGGUUCUAGACCAAAGAAGCAAUGGAAAAGGAAUCAUCUGCCACAUACGAGCCAAAAAGGAACAGUGAAAUAAGGGUUUUUGAGAGUUCAGAUGAGAUUUCAACGGAUCUUGCUGAGUAUAUCUCACAAGUUUCAGAAAUUUCUGUCAAAGAAAGGGGAUACUUUGCCAUCGCCUUAUCUGGAGGUCCCCUAGUCAGUUUUUUGGGGAAACUUUGUGAAGCUCCAUACAACAAGACACUGGAUUGGUCCAAAUGGUACAUCUUCUGGUCUGAUGAACGUGCUGUGGCAAAAAACCAUGCAGAGAGUAACUAUAGGUUAACAAAAGAAGGAUUCCUCGCCAAGGUACCGAUUCUGAAUGGCCAUGUCUACUCCAUAAAUGACAAUGCCACAGUGGAGGAUGCAGCAACAGACUAUGAAUUCAUGAUCAGGCAGCUGGUUAAGGUCCGCACAAUAGGAGUCUCAGAGAGAAACGACUGUCCCAAGUUCGAUCUCAUCCUUCUCACCAUGGGCUCCGAUGGGCAUGUGGCCUCGCUUUUCCCGAACCACCCUGCCAUGGAGCUGAAAGACGACUGGGUCACCUACAUCACCGACUCUCCGCAGCCUCCUCCUGAGAGGAUCACCUUCACUCUCCCAGUGAUCAACUCAGCAUCCAACAUAGCAAUAGUGUCCACUGGUGAUGACAAAGCAAAGGCUGUUCACAUAGCAGUUUCUGACAUGGCCGAAGGUCUUGAUGCUCCUACAUCACUGCCUGCUAGAAUGGUCCAGCCAACGGACGGGAAGCUGGUAUGGUUUCUGGACAAGGCGGCGGCAUCAUUCCUUGACUCCAAGAACGACGACGACGACGCUUGCUACGAUCGUCACGAGUGACUAACUCUGAGGAUCGUUGGUCGUUUUGAAGCGAAUGAACGGAGGUGUGUGUAAGUAGGUGGUGGCGUAUGAUGGAAGACGCGCUGUUCCCCUUUUAGCUCGAUGCAUGGGUUAAUUUUGUUCUGAGGGUUUUUAGCUCCGGAAAUCUGAAAUUGCCCUUGGUCCUUUUGCAGUGAGGUGAUUUAAAAGCGAUGAAAUGUGUAUGCGAUGUUGAGUCGUCAAAGAACACCGGAAUUUAACUGUGGUCGUAUAAUAUUAUGUGCUACAUUCUAUGCUAUGGCAGUUAGUUUUUUUUGUUUUGUAUUA
Messenger RNA from Zea mays, 2244 nucleotides. RefSeq lists its product as uncharacterized. The record is from RefSeq and is a predicted model, not a curated record. Gene Ontology annotation, biological process: carbohydrate metabolic process; pentose-phosphate shunt. Bases 1093 to 1938 code for a protein of 281 amino acids. Gene Ontology annotation, molecular function: 6-phosphogluconolactonase activity. Lineage: Eukaryota; Viridiplantae; Streptophyta; Magnoliopsida; Poales; Poaceae. The transcript is spliced from 4 exons.